GCGCGCGACCAGCAUUCGACGUUACGCCGUUUUUCUUUUUUUUUAAGUUCAUAGUGCAUGUUAGUGAGUUUUAUUGUGUUUGUGCGUUUUUUGUUUUGAAUUUGGAAUUUCCUCUUCGGUUGAUGAAUGAUUUGACAGCAUGACCCUGUCGAACAGCCGCCAGCAGUUUCUGGCUUACGAAUCUCAUGGCCCCGACGACAUACAAUAUGGCCGAAGGGGGGGCAUUUUCGUAACUACCUGCAUUUGCGUCACCUUCAUAUUGGUCGCUGUGGUGGCGGCCGUUCUGGUUGGCCUGAUAACGUACUUCAUUACGUAUUUUAAGCUCUCUAAUGCCAAACCAACAGAAUUUUGGGAUGAAGCUGAGCUCUUCACUCAAAACAGCUCACCUUCGCCAGACCUGCGUCUCCCAUCCACCAUAGUGCCAAGUUUCUACAGAUUAAAAUUAAUAACGGACUUGGAAAACUCAAACUUCAGUGGAGAAGUUCACAUAACAAUACGAGCUAGUCAGAAAGUUAAAGAAAUAAUACUUCACUCAAAGAAUCUCAGUAUUAAUGAUAAUGCUAUUCUAACUGAACAAAUAUAUGAGAAAGUUGAAACGAUACACCGAACUAAACGGCAAGUUGAAAACACAACUAUUCCCGAAACUGUUGCCGUAACAGAAACACCCAUUAAUCUGAAUGAAACAGCAACAACUUUACCACCAGAAAUCAACACUGUGCCAGCUUUAUCAGAAAAUGUAACAACUUUAAAUGUAACAGAAUCUACAACAGUCUUGCUUCCAAUAGCCGAAUAUAUUCCUAACAACGUAACAUCUGUUGAUGCUGUUGACACUCAAAUAACACAUAGUAGUGUGCGUAAUAUAAAGAUUAUCUCUAUAACACAAGCAUCCGGAGACAGAAUGAUCUUAAAAUUGGCCACGGCACUUACACCUGAUGUGGAUUACACUUUGCAGUUGUCAUUUAACGGAGCUAUUUCAAAUGCUAUGACUGGUUUUUAUAAGAGCACGUAUACAAAUAGCAUGAAUGCAGUCAAAAAAUUGGGUGUAACCCAGUUCGAACCCACUUCAGCCCGGGCAGCCUUCCCGUGCUUCGAUGAACCGGCAUUCAAAGCCAAGUUUGAGAUCAGCAUCGCCCAUCCGAAUAAUGUAUCCGUACUAUCUAACAUGAAGGUUGCUGCGCAGGAGCCAAUGCCAGAACUGCCCAAUUGGCAAUGGACACAUUUCGAGAGAUCCGUGAACAUGUCCACUUACCUUGUCGCAUACGUACUAUCCGACUUCAAUUACCUUGAGACCAGUUAUGUGAGCAAAGACAACGUUACUAAAACCAUAAAGAUAUGGACCAGGCCGGAGCUGAUACAGAAAGCGAAUUAUGCCUUGAAAAUAACCCCGAAACUGCUUAAGUACUACGAAGAAGUUUUUGGUGUGCCUUACGCUUUGGAGAAGAUAGACUUGAUCGCUAUACCCGAUUUCUCGAGCGGUGCUAUGGAGAAUUGGGGGCUGAUCACUUUCAGAGAAACGACGCUGCUAUUCGACGAGAUAGAUGGAGUUCCUCGCGACCGCCAGAACGUGGCGAUAGAUGUCGCUCACGAGCUCGCUCACCAAUGGUUCGGGAACCUCGUCACUAUGCGAUGGUGGACAGAUCUGUGGCUCAAUGAGGGGUUCGCGACUUAUAUAGAGUAUGUUGGAGUUGAUCACAUUGAGCCCGAAUGGAACAUGCUGGAAUCUCUAUCACGGGACAAAAUGGACCUCCUUCGUUCUGACGCAUUGAAAAACACCUCGCCCGUUUCCCGCCAAGUCGUUGACGCAUCGGAAAUAUCGCAGAAAUUCGAUGAAAUAUCGUACACUAAAGGAGCCAAUUUGAUCAGGAUGCUGAACCAUACGAUCAGUGAAGAGCUUUUUAGGAAAGGAUUGGUCCAUUAUCUCAAGGAAUGGCAAUACACAAACGCUGAAGAAAACGACCUAUGGCAAGCCAUGUCUACGGCUACAGCUGACCAGCCGGAGUUCAAUGACCUCUCGCUAGUAUCCUUCAUGAACACGUGGACACGACAAGCGGGGUACCCCGUACUCAAUGUGAAGAGGAACUAUGAUACUGGCGAAGUGGAGUUGAGUCAGAGGCUGUUUACAAGCACCAAAGCCCCUUAUAAGAAAAUGGUAGACCAAUUAUGGGAAAUCCCCAUAAGUUACACAUCUGUCGAUGCCCCAUUAGCAAACUGGACUACUAAACCGAGAGUGUGGCUUAAAGAUCGGUCUAAAAUAUUCUCAUUGCCGGUGGAAAAAGAUCAAGCUCUUUAUGUCAAUGUAGAUGCUGUGGGCUACUACCGCGUGAACUACGACCAGAAGAAUUGGGAGCUUUUGAGCAAAGCUUUGAAAUCUGGCGAGGUCAAGUCUCCAAUAACGAAAGCUCAGUUAAUCGAUGACGCCUUUAAUUUGGCCAAAGCUGGGCAGCUUAACUACAGUUACGCCCUGGGUUUGACCACGUGCGUGAAGAACGGUGAGAGUUCGAAGAUCGUGUGGGAUUUGCUACUGAACAAUAUGGGCUUUUUGAAGCACAAUUUGAAAGCAACGCCUGGUUACGUUUAUUUCCAGGAUUACAUGAGAAUUCUUCUAAAAACCCAGCUGUCCCGUCUGAACUACGGCCUGAACAAACCUAAGGACGAUAACGAGGCCUUCUUGAUAGAAAACCUAGUGAUGUGGGAGUGUUUCAUGGAAUCCCCACGUUGUCUCGACUGGGCCAAACAGGAGUUUGAGAAAUGGGCUAGCCAGCAAGACUUGAGCGAAAAUCCAAUCCCAAGCUACCUCCGCUCUUUAGUAUACAACAUCGCCCUAAAACACGGCACUCGCAGAGAAUUCGACAUCAUCUGGUCCGCCUUCAUGAACGCCACGGACCCCAACGUCAAGAGCUUGCUCAUCACCAGUCUGCCUUCCACCAGAGAAGAAUCUCUUAUCAGCACAUUACUAGAGAAAAGCCUAUCAGAAAUCCCCAAACAGUACGCCGUGGCCGUAUGGAGUGUCGAGUCUUCAGUCGGCACUAGAAUCGCACAAGACUUCCUCAUACAGAACUUCGAUAGAGUUUACGAGAAAUUCACGGAAAUGGACGCGUUCAUGUUCUCGAACGUUCUCAACGGCGCGUUCGGAUUCAUUUCUAGCGUCGAUGAGUUGAAUAAGCUGAAAUCGUUCGCGAUGCAACACAAAGACAAACUUCUUCCGAUGUCGCAAACGCUCCAGAAAUUGGUUGACACGGCCACUCUGCGCAUCGAUUGGAUGCAGAGACACGCGAGGGAUAUCAACCGGUGGUUCCAGGGCUACGUCACGGGUAAAAAUGAAAGCAACGAUGCCGACGUCACAACACCACCACCAAUCAGUGAAAAAGAAAAUGUUAUUACCAACACAACAUUCAGUAUUCCCGACAGUGCUGCCAACACAACGGAGCCAGUACCCAACAGCGGUGCCAACAGAACAGACGUUACCGAGAGCAGUGCCAACGUCAAUCAUAGUGUCAAUGUCACCGAAUUUAUGAAUAAUACAACAGAAAGUACAACGGAAAUUUCAACUAGUCCAUAGAGUUAAACCUUUUUUUUUAAUAUAUGUGUUUUUAAUUUUUUUAAAAAUUAUAGGUAUUUAUCAUGACAUGAAUACAAAUGCCUGCGUGUGUAAUUUUUUCAAAUACAGAAUACGGGAGUC
Molecule: messenger RNA, 3679 nt
Organism: Amyelois transitella
Lineage: Eukaryota; Metazoa; Arthropoda; Insecta; Lepidoptera; Pyralidae
Product: aminopeptidase N-like
Exons: 15
Coding region: 140-3559 (1139 amino acids)
Biological process (GO): peptide catabolic process; proteolysis
Cellular component (GO): cytoplasm
Molecular function (GO): peptide binding; metalloaminopeptidase activity; zinc ion binding
Source: RefSeq, a predicted model, not a curated record